AUGCUUCGACGAGUCUCUUCACUUAGGCCAACAGGAUUACGAAGAGGAUACGUGAAGAAGGCAGCUGUUGAUAGAGAUCCAUCACGGUCAUGGCACAACCCAGCGACAGCAUGGCCCGGUGCUUCCGCGUCUGGGAUUAGUCCACGCGCACUGGUCGCUCAUCUGGAUUCAUUCGUGAUAGGGCAAGAGAGGGCGAAGAAAGUGCUUGCUGUUGCGGUCUACAAUCAUUAUAGUCGAAUAAGGGCAAUGCUUCACGCUUCCAUCGGCGCUGGUGGAGAUGACUUACCCAGGUGGCCACCACUAAACGUCUCAGAUGUUCCUCCGGUACAACCUCAUCCACACCGCAUUCCAUACGAAUACCCUGAGCGACAAUCCCCGCCUCAUCAGCAUCCCCGACUCAACACAGCCGACACAUAUACUCCCUUUGAGAAGAGCAACGUGCUCCUGAUUGGUCCGACAGGGUCUGGGAAAACAUUGUUGGCGAGAACAUUGGCCAAGGCAGGAUACGUAGGAGAGGACGCCGAAAUGUGUAUACAUCGUCUGUUGCAAGCCUCCAACUGGGACCCUAUCCGGGCAUCCACAGGUAUUGUGUGUAUAGAUGAAGCAGAUAAGAUUGCUAGGAAAUCAGGUGGUGGGAAUGGCACUGGAGGGCGAGAUGUGGGGGGCGAAGGAGUUCAACAGGCAUUGCUUCGAAUGAUCGAAGGGGCAACCGUAACUGUUCAUGCGAAAGGUGCAUCUGAUCCUGCUGCCCCGCCGACGAGCCCUGGGCCUAUGGCAGGGAUGCCAAUGGGUCCAGAUAUUGUACCUGGACGAGGCGCUUCAGGCACCAAUGCUGGUCCAAAGAGCGAGACAUACCAAGUGGACACUAGUAACGUCCUCUUCAUCCUUUCUGGAGCCUUUGUUGGACUUGAUAAGGUUAUACUUAAUCGGAUGAAUAAGGGCUCAAUCGGAUUUGGCGCUCCGCUCCCCAACGAUAAUGAGUCGCAAAGUGGAUUUAUGCCAUUCUUCACGUCAAACGAGAAGAAGAAUGAGGUUGCCGUUUUGGAUAUGAUCGAGCCUAGCGACCUUAUCAGCUUCGGCUAUAUUCCCGAGUUCAUCUCCCGGCUCCCUUGUGUCACGGCACUACGUCCAUUGACGGUAUCCGAUAUGCUUCGGGUGCUGACUGAGGUUCGAGGUGCACUUGUCAGACAGUACGAAUCAUUAUUUGCGGGUAGUGGCGUUGAGAUUCGGUUCACUAGUGGGGCACUACGCGAAAUUUGCGAGAGGGCGAUCGCGAGAGGUAUGGGCGCCCGUGGUCUGCGCGCCAUCAUGGAAAGUGUAUUGUUAGACUGCAUGUACGAUGUUCCUGGGUCGGGUGUACGUUACGUCCUAAUCGAUAUUGCCACUGUUCGAGGAGAAAGAGCUGCAGGCUACUGGUCGCGUGGACAAGCCACCCAGUUCUACAGCACUCUCGCAGCGGAGGAGGCCUUGACUGAAGAGGCCUCAAUCUCGGGGGAGUCCGACCCAGAGUCUGAGCAACUGGCCGCGGAAUUGGCUGAGCGCGAGAGAGAAAGGGAGCGGAGUGUCAAAGGACGAAGGAAGGCUAGCGGGGGUAGUCAGAUUCCUUAA
Messenger RNA from Rhizoctonia solani, 1608 nucleotides. RefSeq names its product ATP-dependent Clp protease ATP-binding subunit ClpX. Gene Ontology annotation, molecular function: ATP hydrolysis activity; ATP binding. The record is from RefSeq and is a predicted model, not a curated record. The transcript is spliced from 13 exons. Bases 1 to 1608 code for a protein of 535 amino acids. Lineage: Eukaryota; Fungi; Basidiomycota; Agaricomycetes; Cantharellales; Ceratobasidiaceae. Gene Ontology annotation, cellular component: mitochondrial matrix. Gene Ontology annotation, biological process: proteolysis; protein catabolic process.